GUUGCUGACAGUGCUGUUUGGAGCGGCUGUCGGUCGGAUAGUGUGUGGAGGUCCACGGACACGGAGACAUGAGCGCAGAGUGACUGGAAUCUCUUCAAAGGGACAAUAAAAAAUCAAACCCUUGCCGGGUUUUCGUUUGCGUCACCCUGGGCGCUUAAACUGGAUUUAUUUUCAGCCUAUGUUUUCUUUAUUCCCCUCUGUGAGCUGGAGUUGCUGCUUAAACUGAGCAUGCUUUUUUAUCGUUGUCUUUGUUUCACGUGAGACUUGAUUAAGAUCUCGGGGCUGCGGACCAGGUCGCCCGCUUCAGGGAUUGAGAGAGAGAGGCUAAUCAUUCAGGCAGCAGCCCAACUUUUUUUUUUUUUUUAAAUCCCCAGUCCGGACAGGGAUGUCUUUGACUCGCGUGGAUUAUAUUGCGCCCUGGUGGACUUACUGGCUUCACAAUUUCCCCCACAUCAACCUUAGGUUUCAGCCUACUGACAAGAGCUUCCAGCCGGAAGAUGAGAACUACCAGCAGUCUCUCAUAUUCCUGGGCUGUGUGGCGGCGGCAGGACUCGGCCUUAACCUGCUAUGUUUGGCCAUCUACCUGAGCUGUCUGUGCUGCUGUCGCAAGGAGGAAGACGAGGAAACCAAGAAGCCCAACUCGUGCUGUGUCACCUGGUCGGCUGUUGCAGCAGGUCUUAUUACAUGCAUCUCGGUGGGCGUGGGUUUCUAUGGCAACAGUGAGACCAAUGACGGCGUGUACCAGCUGACCUACUCCCUGUACAAUGCCAACCACACCCUGGGUGGUGUGGACAGUCUGGUGACAGGCACCAUGGGCAACAUGAGGACUGGUCUGCACCAGCACCUGGCGAGGUUGGAUGAGAUUUUCGCCACGCGGGGCGACUACGUGCAGACUCUGCAGUUCAUGCAGCAGAUGGCGGACAACGUGAUCAAACAGUUGCUGGGGAUUCCUGACUGGGACCAGGCUAAAGUGGACCUGGCGACCGCCGCUGAUCAGACUGCAAAUAUAGAGUACUACAGAUGGCUAACCUACCUUCUGCUCCUCAUCCUGGACCUGAUUAUCUGCCUGCUCGCCUGCCUGGGCCUGGCCAAGCAGUCCCGCUGGCUCCUUACCACGAUGAUGGUGUUUGGCGUGCUGACUCUGAUCCUGAGCUGGACUUCUCUGGGCGCUGACCUCGCUGCUGCUGUGGGCACAAGCGAUUUCUGCGUGUCGCCUGACAAGUACGUCAUGAGUCAGACAAAGGGGAUCAUCACUUCCGAUAUCGUCCACUACUACCUUUAUUGCAACCAGACUCUCUCCAACCCUUUCCAGCAGCCCCUGACCAUCUUCCAGAGGUCCCUCACCACCAUGCAGAUCCAGAUCCAGGGUCUUCUGCAGUUUGCUGUGCCCCUGUUUCCCACAGCUGAGAGGGAUUUACUGGGUAUCCAGCAUUUGCUCAACUCCUCCGAGGCGAGCCUGCACCAGCUAACGGCUCUUCUGGACUGCAGGGGGCUCAACAAGGACUACCUGGACGCAAUGGUGGGGGUGUGCUACGAUGGCGUGGAGGGCAUGCUGUAUCUCUGUCUCUUCUCCGUCCUCGCUGCCUGUGCCUUUACUGUCAUGCUGUGCGCCAUUCCUAGGGCACUGAGGCAAAUCGCCAGCAGAGAACGAGAUUACGACGACAUAGACGAGGAAGACCCGUUCAACCCACGAGCCAGGAGGACGGUCUCUCAGAACCCCAAUCACGCCAACCUGCACAGCUUCUGCAGCUACAGCAGCAGCAUGGGCAGCCAGAGCAGCCUGCACCCUCCUGCGCCGACUAUCUCCAACCCCCCCAUGUCCGAGUACAUGAACCAGACAGCUCUUUUUGGAGGAAAUCCGCGGUAUGAGAACGUGCCUCUGAUAGGAAGAGGCUCCCCACCUCCCUCGAUAUACUCUCAGCCGUAUAGAAAUCCAGUAAGUCUUUUUCUACUUCUCCUAAGGAUUAAAUUCUUCCCUCUCCCUCUGUUGUACAGUAUCACCACCUCUGUGUCACUUCAUGUCACUUUGGUUCCUCGUGCAGUUUUUUCCUCGUUUGGCAUGGCUUUCACCCUUUUUCUUGUCCUCAUUCCAGAUGACUUCCCGUUUCACAUAGAACAGGGUCAUGUCUCCCCCUGGUGUUCGCAGGGUGGUAGCUCCCACUGUGCAUGCAGUCCUGAUUCAGUUACUACAAUCUGCAACUUGAGCUGAUACUCCCCUACGAUGAGGGCCACCUACCUCUCCAUGAGUGAAGGGCAGAGCAGACACUUUGGAAGCGACUUCCAAGCCUAGACUUCUAUACGUCUGUGAGGAGGGAACCCGCACAAAAGCCAGGAGCAGCUGGUGGAUGCUUCACAGCGGACGGACUUUAAGAUCUCUGCAGUCCAGAACUCCUGCCUGUGCAGUGUCAGGCCGAUGGAAAAAAAAAAGAAAGAAAAAAAACACAACUCUGUGCUGUUCUUCGCUACAGUGCCUUGCAAAAGUAAUU
Molecule: messenger RNA, 2486 nt
Organism: Fundulus heteroclitus (mummichog)
Lineage: Eukaryota; Metazoa; Chordata; Actinopteri; Cyprinodontiformes; Fundulidae
Gene: ttyh2
Product: tweety family member 2
Exons: 15
Coding region: 386-2209 (607 amino acids)
Cellular component (GO): plasma membrane
Molecular function (GO): intracellularly calcium-gated chloride channel activity; volume-sensitive chloride channel activity
Source: RefSeq, a predicted model, not a curated record